UUUCGUAUAUUUUCGGAGCGAGACCUGCUUUUCGAACCCAAUUGGUCAAUUUAUUUUAUGAAGAUAACGGAGCAAUGAAUCGUCUGUCUCCUUUGCAUAAUGUUUUUUAUGUUUUUAGUUUACAGCCCUACGCCUUGCAUGCUCGCGGUUCCUAUCCGUUACUAAAAUGCCACCACGUUUUCAAUUGCUAGAUAUUUUCUAUCGCUCUAAAAAUGAGAUACAUCGGGUGAAAUCAGCAUGUUGUGGACUCAGAACGCGAUGAUUGGUGUAUUACACUAUGCAGUCCAUCAUGCUUUGCACGACUGUUAUCUCUGCGGGUGCGGAAACCAAUCACCAAAGCCUGUUUUGCACAUUUUGAAUCGGGCUAAAUUUAACCCAAAGUGGCAUAUACCGGGGGCCUUUCCAUCGGCACUUCAGUCACUCGCACAUACCAGCCAAUGUAUUGGAUCGUGCUCACGGCCGGGGGUCCGACGGAAUGGGCCUCACACUGGUCAUAGUUCAAGUUCUGCGCAUCUUUGUCAAACUAAAAAGAAACGAGGCGCUAUAAGCACGUAACAAGAUUUCUCGAUGGCGAGGUAUAAUUCGAUAAUAGUUAUCAUCUUAUUGGUAACUGCGAAUGGUGUGGCUUUAAAGGAUAGGAGAGCCGUACCGUCGGCCUGUCGGGCCGUCCAGCCGUGUGUUUGUACUCGCCAUUCGAGGGGUCUACGGGCGGACUGCAAGGGGAAAAGCUUGAUCAGUGUUCCCCAAGGACUGCCGGCUUCUGUCUUCGUACUUGAUUUGAGCCAGAAUAAUAUAUCGUCGUUACCUGCGAGAUCCUUUGCUAAUUAUUCACAACUACAACAUCUAUAUUUACAAAGCAACAGAAUAAGAAAAAUCCACAAAGAUGCCUUUGUCAACCUCAGACGACUAAAAUCUUUAGAUCUAAAAGAAAACAGUUUAUCUGAAUGGCCUGAGUUAAGUCAAACUCUGCCAGAGCUACAGUCACUGUAUUUGUCAAACAACAAGCUAAGCAGAAUUCAGCACAAGCAUUUCGGAGCAAUAUCCAAUGUGUUAUUCGUAUUUCUAGACUACAAUGAUCUUACCGUUGUACCAGAUGGACUGAAAGCCCUGUCCAGACUACAGCACUUAAAUUUGAACUUUAACAGAAUAUCAAAAGUCCCUCGAAAUGCAUUCAACAAGCUUCGUCUUCUUGUAGAGUUGAAAAUCGCGUCCAAUGCAAUGGUGCAAAUCGAGGAAGAUGCCUUCGCCGGUCUUCACUAUCUGGUUCAGCUGAAUCUUCGCGGUAACAAACUGAAGUCAAUACCAACAUCAGCCAUUAACGAUCUGAUGAGACUUCAACAGCUUGAGCUCGACGGGAAUCCAAUUCGAGUCAUCAAAGACCACGCGUUCAAGGGCCUCUCUCGCCUGACUGAGAUAGCCCUUGGAUGGGAAAAACUUGAAGAGGUUUACCACAAUGCGUUUACAGAACUUCCGCUACUUCGACGACUACCUCUUGGAAAUGUCAAAUUAAAGCAUUUUCCCAAUCUAACGGGUACUCACUCCUUGCAAAUACUGACACUAGAAUCAAACUACAUUGAAUAUCUACCUAGAAAUUUCUGCGGCAUGUUUCCGAAGCUGUACGAUUUUAACGCCAACAUGAACAAGAUUAAACGCAUACCAGACAUGUCGGGCUGCAAGUCGAUGGAGCUUUUGAAGCUGGUCCAUAACCAGAUAUCAUCCAUUGGGUCUUCGUUGCAAGGAAUGGCUCGACUCAAAGACCUCACCCUUGAGGGAAACCGCAUCACUGAGGUUAACGACAACACGUUCAAGGGCGUAAAAAGUCUGGAGACACUUGAUUUGGCGAAAAAUCAAAUCAAACAUAUUUCCAAGAAUGCAUUUUCUCACUUCGAGAGACUUCAGACAUUGGACUUGAGUGAGAACCUCUUUGUCCGGCUGCCGUCGGCUGGUAUGCAGCAGAUCAGGCGCCUGUACCUGCGGGGGAACCGUCAUCUCAAAGAGCUGUCGGUCCAGGACCUCCCUCGUGUACACACCGUGGUGGCAGCGUACCCGUACCACUGCUGCGGCUUCCGCAAGAAAGUCAACAACCGCAAGAUAACAGGUAAUGGCGAGGCUGUGGUAUCUGAGGGAGCAUGGUACUGGACUAAAGAGCACGAAUAUCUUCGCUUAGACCGUCCAGGAAACAGUUCUUUGACUUUAGACGACGAUGAUCUCUCGGAGUUUGGUUCCGGCAAGGUUGACGCCGCUCUUGGCCUAGACACCGAGUUCUCCGGCAACGGGUCUGAGCCCGCAGUCUACAACUCCACCAUUGUUGGGUCAGCAGAUAGUAUCCUUGGUGAGCUGGAUGAUUGGCAGCGCGAGGUGAAUUGCACGCCUUUGCCAGAUCCGUUUUUCCCGUGUGAGGAUCUGAUGGGGUCGUGGUUACUGCGCAUGGGCGUUUGGAUUGUGUUUAUGCUUGCGUUACUCGGGAACGUCACGGUGAUUAUCGUGAUUCUGGUCUCCAAGACCAAGAUGGACGUGUCACGCUUCCUGAUUGUAAAUCUGGCCGUCGCGGAUAUGUGUAUGGGGCUUUACCUUGGAUUACUGGCCAUCGUGGACGCGUCCACUAUCGGCGACUUUCUCCACCAUGGCGUCGAGUGGCAGCUGAGUACAGGUUGUAAGACUGCGGGUUUUCUUGCGCUUCUUUCCAGCGAGGCCUCGGUAUUCACCCUAACAGUCAUCACUAUCGAGCGAUUUAUCGCUAUAAGACAUGCGCUGCACAUCCACAAGAAGAUGUCGUUGAGGAAGACGACCAUAGUGAUGGUGAUUGGCUGGGGUCUGGCGCUUAUCAUUGCCACGCUUCCUCUCGCCAAGGUCAGUGACUACACGAAGGUCAGCGUGUGUUUGCCCUUCGAGAUCGGAGAGAUUGAAUCCUUGACUUUUGUCACCUUUACCAUGGUGCUCAACUGCGCGGCGUUUCUGGUCAUAUUCGGAUGCUACGUGGGGAUAUACCUCCAAGUGCGUGGAUCCAACGCGUGGAACACGAAUGAUACGCAGGUUGCGUUACGAAUGUCACUGUUAGUAGUCACGGACCUCAUGUGCUGGGCGCCCAUCGCGUUUCUUGCGCUGACCGCGACGUUUGGUACAACCUUCGUCAGUCUGAACGAGGCCAAGGUCUUUACGGUAUUCUGCUUUCCGCUGAACUCGUGCGCUAAUCCGUUCUUGUAUGCAAUAUUUACCUCGCAAUUCAAGAAGGACUGUUUGACAAUUUGCAGACGGGUUAAAAACUCCCCCGUGCCUCCUAAGAUUCACAUAACUUUAUCGAAAAAGCGCUUUUCUGUCAGUGGCGCGGCACUCGAGAGAGGAUCUAACGCGAGCGCACAGGUCCCAUCACGUGACACGAACAGUGAUGGACGCCUCCUGAUGCUUCGUUUAUCUAAUGUUAUUGUAAAUAGGAGAUUUUCACUUCCGCCGGAAGUGAGGCUAGGUACUGGGAAUAAACUGAAGACGAUUCCCCAGGAAAGUUCGCGCAGUUUGACCAACUCGCCGUCUUCGUGCUCGAACGCGAACUCUACGGAGCAAACUACGCUGAAUCCCGAAAAACGUCGUAUGAUCAUUGAAAUGGAAACAGCUCUUUGACGAGGUGAACAGUAACUAAUCUCCUUCUCGCGCUUGUUUUUCGGGUCCAAACAUUUUGUUGCUUGUGUAAUAGCACUAAAGCCCCGUGCAAACUGCGCCAGCACCUGCCAGCAUUGCUGGCGAAUUCUUGCUUGACUGACUACAAGACAAAGGAAAUGUCAGAAAGUCCAUUUACCAUUUUGACAUUUCCUUUGUCCUAUAGUCAGUCAAGCAAGAAUUCGCCAGCAAUGCUGGCUGGUGCUGACGCAGUUUGCACGAGGCUUAAACUUCACAUCUUGAGUGGUGUAUCCAGGUCUCAAGGCCCUGUCAACCUUGAAUUUCAGCUCUCAAUUUUGACACAUGUAAAUAUGAUGUACAUAACAUUAUCAAUUUCCAAAUGGGGAAGCAAACAGUAUUUAUUAGGAAAUUGUGUAUUAUAGCAAUUAUGUAAAGACAAAUUGUAUUAUUGCUGUUAUAUAUAUUUAAAUAUUAACAAACUGCAAGAAAAUUUAAA
Messenger RNA from Nematostella vectensis (starlet sea anemone), 4108 nucleotides. RefSeq names its product lutropin-choriogonadotropic hormone receptor. The transcript is spliced from 19 exons. The record is from RefSeq and is a predicted model, not a curated record. Gene Ontology annotation, cellular component: membrane. Gene Ontology annotation, molecular function: protein-hormone receptor activity; protein binding; G protein-coupled receptor activity. Bases 568 to 3615 code for a protein of 1015 amino acids. Lineage: Eukaryota; Metazoa; Cnidaria; Anthozoa; Actiniaria; Edwardsiidae. Gene Ontology annotation, biological process: G protein-coupled receptor signaling pathway.